AUGCCAAUGUUAACACGGAAUGCGAGUAAACAUUGUGCGACUACCACAGAAUGUAAUGAUUUGAAUGUUAAUGAAUUGGAGGAAUCGAACGAAAUGAAUGUACCGGAAGUAAAUUUAUUGGAAGAAAAUAAUAAAUCGAAUGAAACUGACAAUAUGAAUGAAGAGAAUGGAUGUACGUCAAACCCUCCCACGUGUUCAGUAGAUACGAACACUUUAAUCGAUACACUCGUAAAACAAAACAGUAUGCUUAUGGAACUAUUGAAAGGACAACAAAACAGUAAUAAACCAUCGAACGACAUAACUAUCGCACCAGAUCUGAACAAGUCGAUACCGGUAUUCAAUGGAUUGUGUACGGGUUCACAAGCUCUCGAUUGGUUACGGACGGUAAACAGUGUUGCAAAUUUGCACCGUUGGCCAGAUAAUUUCAAACUUCAAUCUGUGCGGGCCAAUUUAGAAGGCGCGGCUCGACACUGGUUUGCAUCUCGAGAAAUAGAACAUUGGUCAGAUUUUGAGAGACAAUUUCAUAAAACUUUUAUUGGUGUGGUUAUGAUUGGCGACCGUUGGAAGGAAAUGUCGCGGCGCGUUCAGUUACGAAACGAAAAUAUACGUGAGUACUACCACGAAAAAGUAUUUUUAUGUCGUCAAGUCGGUAUGUCGUUUUAUGAAAGUAAAAUUCAGAUACUGGAAGGGUUAUAUUCGAAAGACUUAAGUGUGUAUUUGCUCGGACGUAAUCAUGUGGAUGAAGAUGAUUUAUUAAGCGAUAUAGUCGAGUACGAACGGCUCGAUAUAUCCCGUUCUACACGUGUUCGGCAAAUACCAAGCGUUAAAGAAAGUGUGUCACAAAAAUCGACUACACUGCAUGGUCCAAACAAUGUCGUGUCUAUUAAACAAGAAGAUACGAAAAUGACCGUAGAACGAAAGGACGAAUCGUCGCGUUUAUGUUAUAAUUGCGGCUCAAAAUUGCAUUUAUCACCGCAGUGCCCAAAACCUAGACGCGAAAAGGGAGCAUGUUACGAAUGCGGGUCGACGACGCAUCAACGAGGUUCGUGCCCAGCACUCAAGCGUAGGAAUGACGAGGGGAAGAAAGAAAAAUCGGCCAGUUUGAUGAGUAUCGACGUCGCACGAGACCACCAGGAUCCGCUCGACGAGUAUUCAGCACCGUACGAGGUACAAUGCCAAUUCAACGUUCCGGUGGAGGAGUCCGAGUUUUGCUGCAUUUCCGUCAAUGCUGUAGUCGACACGGGAAGCCCGAUCAGUUUGAUCAAGAGUGAGUUGGUUCCAAACAUAGCACAAUUAAAUACGGGAAAUUCGGACGCAACCGAUAUUAAUUUUAAAGAAAUAUUGUGUAUUGAUUACGACGAUUGUGCGAUUAAAAAUAAUGAUAAUAAAUUGAACGUAAACCCAGUAUUAAGUUUAGAAUUGAGGAACGCAUUUAAUGAGUUAUAUAGUGUUGAUUAUAUUUCGAAUAAGAACACACGGGACGAGGACAAUAAUUUAGACUUUGAUAUGAAAAUAAUUCUUAAGCAUGAGCAGCCUAUUUCAUUUCGUCCCCGACGUCUUUCGUAUAGCGAACAACGUGAUCUACGUGUUAUCAUUGACGAAUUAUUGGCCGAAGGUAUUAUAAGAGAGAGCAACAGUCCGUAUAGCAGUCCUAUUGUGUUAGUUCGGAAAAAAUCUGGAGAUUAUCGAUUAUGUGUAGAUUAUAGGGAGUUAAACAAAAUCACGAUUAAAGACAAUUUCCCGACUCCGCUGAUUGACGAUCAGUUGGACAGACUAAAAAAUAAAAAAAUAUUCACGUCUAUUGAUUUAAAAAACGGUUUCCACCAUGUCCGUAUGAAUGAAAAGUCCGUACAGUAUACGUCUUUUGUUACACCUUUAGGACAGUACGAGUAUUUAAGGAUGCCAUUUGGCUUAACAAAUUCCCCACGAGUGUUUAAUCGAUUUAUUCAAUUCAUUUUCCGUGAAUUAAUUGGCCGGGGGGAACUAAUGGUAUAUCUAGACGAUUUAUUAAUAGCGUCAGGUACACCUAGGGCAAACGGACAGGUCGAAAUCGUAAACAAGUCUAUUGUGCCUAUGCUCGCUAAACUAGCGGAUGCCGUAAAUAAAUGGGAUCGAGUGUUAUAUAAGGCUGAAUUUGCUAUUAAUAAUACAAUACACAGGUCCACGGGGAAAAGUCCAAGCGUGUUAUUAUUCGGAAUUAAUCAAGUAGGUGAAGUCAACGACGAGGUACGUAGAACAUUGGAAGACGCGGUAACUGAGAACACGGUUGAUUUUGAGAGCAUGAGAUUAGAGGCCGCAAAUCGUAUUAUUAAGACCCAGGAAGCGAAUAAAAUACAAUAUGAUGCGAAACAUAAGGAAGCGACUAGGUAUAAAGAAAACGACUACGUAAUGAUCACUAAUACGGACGUGACAGUGGGGCGUAAUAAAAAAUUGAUUCCAAAGUUUCGAGGGCCGUAUGUCAUAAAGAAAGUUCUAGAUCGAGAUAGAUACGUGGUGAGCGACAUUGAAGGGUAUCAGGUCACACAACGUCCAUAUGAAGGUAUCGUAGGACCGGAUCGUAUGAAAAAGUGGGUUAAAUAA
Molecule: messenger RNA, 2580 nt
Organism: Rhopalosiphum padi (bird cherry-oat aphid)
Lineage: Eukaryota; Metazoa; Arthropoda; Insecta; Hemiptera; Aphididae
Exons: 2
Coding region: 1-2580 (859 amino acids)
Biological process (GO): proteolysis
Molecular function (GO): nucleic acid binding; zinc ion binding; aspartic-type endopeptidase activity
Source: RefSeq, a predicted model, not a curated record